Clavispora lusitaniae ATCC 42720 is the source of this 1305-nucleotide messenger RNA. It is a transcript of the gene ADAEC, whose product is annotated as Adaecp. Gene Ontology annotation, molecular function: zinc ion binding; methyltransferase activity; DNA binding. Gene Ontology annotation, biological process: DNA repair; regulation of DNA-templated transcription. Lineage: Eukaryota; Fungi; Ascomycota; Pichiomycetes; Serinales; Metschnikowiaceae. The record is from RefSeq and is a predicted model, not a curated record.
AUGGUUUACUCUACACAGGCUCUCAGAUGGAAAGCCUACCAAUUUCUGGACCCCUUUGCCCUGGGAUCUUUCCUUGUGUGCAACGCCAAGUCCAAGGUGUUUUGCCGUCCAGACUGCGACGCCCACCCUAUUGCGGAACAGCAGCACGAAGUGAAGUUUGUUGACUCUGUGGCCGACGCCACCGAGCUCGGCUUUUCUCCUUGCGACUCGUGCGACCCAUUGUGUGCGCCCAAGGUGGAUGUUAAGCUUUUGAUUCAGGCGGUCAACUCUAUCAACGCCAGCAUUGGCUUCACCCCACCCCUGGCCGAAGAGCUCGAGGAGCUGGCUUCUCCGCUCUCGGACAAGGGCAUUUCGCCACUGGAUGCCAACUCGUCUGUGUCCAAGAACGAGGCCGACCACUACCGCUUGGCCGACUUGGCGUGUCGCCACUUGGCCAUGGCUGCAGCACAGUCUGUGCUUUCAAGCGCCGAGACGCAGGCCAACAGCCCUGACGCUGGCGGAGAGAAGAAGAGCCGCCGCAGAAGAGGAGGCGUGUUGGGCUUCAAGGAGCUUGCCGCCAAGUCCAAGUUGUCUGCAUGGCACUUUCACCGUGUGUUUAAGAGCGUGACGGGCUUGACCCCAAAGACGUAUGGAGACAAGUGCUGGGAGUACUUGAAACUGCAUUGCGAUGGUAGUGUCCAGUCUCCUGCGCAGGCUUUGUCCAGUGUGUCGAGUUUGUCGUCUACAGACUUGUCUGGCAGCAUGUCGAGCGGCUUGGCACACCCUAUGGCCACCAGCUUGUCCACGGGCUUGUCGAGUGGCAUGUCCAGCUCUUCUGCUGGUCUGUCUGCAUCUUUGAAGUCGUAUGCGACGCCAGUUCUGUCGGUGUCAGCGUCGUCGCCUAGAAAGAGAAGCCACGACGAAGAGUUUAUGAUGCCUCUGAAGAGAGCAUCUUUCGAUGCAUCUUUCACGCCCGAUGUGAGCCCUGUGAUGAUGGGCUUUGACAAGAUGCCCUUGGACCAGAAGUUGUGGGCCACUCCAGCAGAAUACUACAGUGCAACACCACAGACGCUAUUUACUCACGUUAAGUCUGCGCCAGAGCCUGAAUUUUCUCCAGACUUUGGCCAGAUGGACGAGAUGGCUCCAAUGUCGAUGAUGCCUAUGGAUAUGGCCGCGGACAAGUUCUUGGACACUUUUGACUACGGAUUCCCAAACGACAUGUUUGUGAACGAUGAACAGACACUUUUGCAGCCCGAAGGCGGUGCGUUGAGCGACCCCUUUAGUUUGAGCUUGUCACCAGAGUUGUUGACUUCAAACCCUGUUUAG